GACGAGCUAAAAGGGAACGGAGCUAAAAGGGAACGGAGCGAAAAGCGUACGAAUCGACCUAACCUAACCUAACGCGCUCCAAAAAGUGGCCAUGGCUUUCUUGAUCAAGAGCAUGAUCGGGAACCCGCUGUCGGGAAUGGGCCUCGGCGGCGGAGGCGACAAGGAGGAGGAGGCCACCCCCUCGGACCCGGCCAAGGCGGCGGGGAUGACGCGGGAGGAGUACGAGGAGUACCAGAAACAGGUGGUGGAGGAGAAGAUGGAGAGGGAUGCAGAUUUCUUGCACAAGAAAGCCGAGAGGGCGACGCUGAGGGUGUGCCUGAGGGAAAAGUACAGGCUGCCUAAGAGCGAGCAGGACGAGAACAUGAUCGAGAUGGCCGGCGACGACGUGGACGUGCCCGAGGACCUGCUCAAGAUGGUGGACGAGGACGCCACGGAGGAGGAGGGCAAGGACUCCCUCAUGGGCCAGAUUCAGAACUUGCAGAACAUGGACAUGGACCAGCUGAAGGAGAAGGCGUCGGCCACCGUCACCGAGCUCAAGACCAAAGCCGAGGAGAAGUGCGCCGUAAUGUGAGGCGGCGACCCGGAAGAGGACCAAGACCUGUGAGGCUUUUGGAGUCGAACUACGUUGCAAUGCGAAAGCCACCAUUAGAUUUGUUGUUUUAGCAACGCUUUUUGUUUGUUUCAUUAACAACCUGCUCCCUGCUUCAUGGGGGAUGACAAAAUAAUACCAUUAACCACACAAACGGCGAAAAUAAAUGUAUGUAUUUGCACUUUAUUCCAGAUUCUCACCAGUUUCUUUUUUAGCCCAGUCGCCAACCCGCUUUAAAGUUGUUUUUGUGUGUUUUAGCGUAAUCCUGUGUGUGUCUUACUUUUAAUGUUACUAUGGCAGCAUGGCAACAAAACUAGUGGUGGUUUAGACUUUUGCACACAACUGCAUAUUAAUUUAAGCAUUAAAAAAUGCUUGCAUUAUAA
Nerophis lumbriciformis (worm pipefish) is the source of this 972-nucleotide messenger RNA. It is a transcript of the gene cplx4a, whose product is annotated as complexin 4a. Gene Ontology annotation, cellular component: terminal bouton; SNARE complex. The record is from RefSeq and is a predicted model, not a curated record. Lineage: Eukaryota; Metazoa; Chordata; Actinopteri; Syngnathiformes; Syngnathidae. Gene Ontology annotation, molecular function: syntaxin binding. Gene Ontology annotation, biological process: neurotransmitter transport; regulation of neurotransmitter secretion; synaptic vesicle exocytosis.